Molecule: messenger RNA, 1327 nt
Organism: Somion occarium
Lineage: Eukaryota; Fungi; Basidiomycota; Agaricomycetes; Polyporales; Cerrenaceae
Source: the annotation of a GenBank genome assembly
GGUCCUUGCCACUACGAGUGUACUCAUCGGUAUGGCAGAUGCCUACGAUAUGGAUACGGACUUCGUGAGCCCGAGGAGGAAGAACUUCGAUAUCCUCGAUUUUGAGGGGUUCACCGGCUGCCCAGCAAAUAGCCGCCUUGCACUGAAUCGUCUUUCCUGCGGUGUCCGACAUAUUCACGAUAGUAGAAAAACAAAAGGAAGACUUCCAUCUCCAUUUCUCCUUUGUCUUCGUCAUCCAUCUGACUAUCAUCGCCUGAUCAGUUUGUCCCUCUACGGUGACCCGUUCAUCCGUAACAUCAUUCUACUUCUGCACAAAAGCAGUGUGAAUGUUAGACCACAAGACUGAUAACACCUCUUGGGCUCUCACACAUACAUUCACCUGCUCCAAAUGUCCUUCACCAACCUAUACUACAAGCGUGCAGUGGGAACACCAAAGGCUUGCUUUGUCUGUUAUAAACCCACCACGACCGUUCUCGCCACGAUCAACACCGUGGAUUUCAUCUAUACUUGUGACAAUCAUCUGACCGACCCUGGCUUCGCUAGUCAAGUUGGUGAGAGUCAGGACGGGGUUGACAGUGGAGCAAAGAAGCUUGGGCUUAGUGCAGAGGAGAUUGCGAAAGUGAAAGAAGAAUGGGAGGAACGCCAGAGACGCAAGAAAGAGAAGGAGAAGGAGAAGGAACAAGGCAAGGAGAAGGAGAAGAGCAACAACUCUAGCAAGGAAGAUAUAGCUAAGAACUCAGCACCCUCGCAGUCACCACCUCCAGCUGCGGCAACUCCAAGUACUCCUUCGACGCCUUCUCAUCAACGAUACACACUUCAUCGUGACAUAUUCGCUAUACGUCUUGCAGAACAUCGCAAGCGCAAGCAGAUAGCUCAAGCAAAGGCAUUACUCCCCCGGCUCCCUGGUGCCCCUCGAGGACCUCUUCCCUCGUAUUGACAUGACAAUCGUAAUGUUUCGUUCGCGAUAGAAGGUGACAGGUGAGUGAUUAUGGUCCAGAACAUCGCGAUAGUGCCAAUUCAUUCCCGAGGCUUUUCAUCUAACAGACCCACUAACAGACGUCAUUCGGCGGAUCUUCAUGAUCAUCAGACGUUCAAAUCUUGCGUGCUGUUCCAAGAGACCCCUUCUUGUGCUUUGAUACCAUGGUCAUUGUAUAUAUCUUCAUGUAUUGCGCGGUAAUGUUUACAUCACCUGCCUGUUGCUUCAGAACGCCAAUGAUAAGGCUCACAGGAAUUUCUGCUCGAAUCAACCAAUAUGGUUAGAACGUAGGUAUAAUUAAAUAGGUCCGAGAUAUACAUCCACACGUGAAUGGGACAGCUUCCAUUAGCC